AUCCGGUCAUAAACCAAACCAGACCUCAUACAUACCCAGUCCACCAUUCUCCACGCGUCGACAACUCGCGAAGACAGCCACAGCCACAGCCACAGCCCCAACCCACCCCCGCAUCCUGUCCACACACAUCAGCCACCAUGAGCGAGUUACCGACUACCCAACAGGCGCUGAAGAUCGCCGGUCCCGGUAGCAUUGAGCUGCAGACCAGCCAGCCUUUACCCCAGCUGCGCGCCGACGAGGUGCUGGUGCGGGUCGCCUGUGUGGGACUGAACCCGUACGACGCCAAAUCCGCCGACAUGUCGCCCAGCCCCGGUGCCACCGCGGGGCUAGACUUCGCUGGUGAGAUCGUGGCCCUCGGUGAGGAAGUCACCUCCUCCGCUUUCUCGUCGGCGCGACUGGCUCUGGGCACGCGCGUGUGCGGCUGCGUGUUCGGCAACAACGCGGGCCAACGCGACAACGGCGCCUUCGCCGAGUACGUCGCCGUGCCCGCGGCGCUGGUGCUCUGCAUCCCGGACUCGAUGAGUUUCCAGCAGGCGGCGACGCUGGGCUGCGGGCUGGCGACCACCGGAUUGGCGCUGUACCAGACCCUCGGCCUGCCGCUUGUGGGCGCCGGAGCAUCCGAGUCGGAGAGUACCGACUCAAAGAAGCCUCCGACGUAUGUCCUGGUGUACGGCGGAGGUACCGCGACAGGGACGCUGGCCAUCCAGGUGCUGCGCCGAUCCGGCUUCACCCCCCUCACCACCAGCUCCCCGCACAACUUCACCCGGCUACAGCAACUCGGCGCCGCCGCGACCUUCGACUACCGCUCGCCGACCUGCGGCUCGGACCUGCAUGACCACACGGGCAACACGCUAGCGUUUGCGCUGGACUGCAUCAGCACGACGGACUCGAUGCAGAUCUGCUACGAGGCGAUCGGGCGCGCGGGGGGCAAGUACGUCUCGCUGGACCCGUUCCCGCUGAACCGGCACACGCGCCGCAGCGUGCGGCCGGAGUGGGUCUUCCUGUUCACGCAGUUCGGUCGCGAGAUCGUCGGCUGGGAGGCGCCGUACAAUCUCCUGGCCCGGCCGGCGGACCGCGCCGCGGCGGAGCGGUGGUACGCGGCGAUGGAGGCGGUUCUGGCGGAGGGGAAGCUGGUCACGCAUCCCGUGCAGGAGGAGUCCGGCGGGUUGCAGGGGGUAAUUGGGGGCAUUGACGCGGUGCGUCGGGGUCAGGCGGCGGGAUUUAAGUUGGUGUAUCCUAUUCGGGCGUGCGCUUAGUUGGUUUCUGGUUAGUUGCUGAGAUGGUUUCUGUUCUCUGGUAGGCAGGUAGGUAGGCAAUAUCGGUGCUUUUUGCAAUCGUGUCCGAUUUGUAGUUUGGGAGGAACAAAUUGAGGGUAGUGAUUUGUUGCGUAUAUGAAAUAUGUCAGUGGACGAUACUAUACUCUGAGGAAACAGCGUAACAAGAAGAA
Messenger RNA from Aspergillus uvarum CBS 121591, 1447 nucleotides. Its product is annotated as zinc-binding alcohol dehydrogenase family protein. The record is from RefSeq and is a predicted model, not a curated record. Gene Ontology annotation, molecular function: oxidoreductase activity, acting on NAD(P)H. The transcript is spliced from 2 exons. Bases 138 to 1256 code for a protein of 372 amino acids. Lineage: Eukaryota; Fungi; Ascomycota; Eurotiomycetes; Eurotiales; Aspergillaceae.